Messenger RNA from Serendipita indica DSM 11827, 1764 nucleotides. The record is from the annotation of a GenBank genome assembly. NCBI's taxonomy places the organism in Eukaryota, Fungi, Basidiomycota, Agaricomycetes, Sebacinales, Serendipitaceae.
AUGCUCGUCCUGUACGAGACGGCGCUGGGCUUUUGUCUUUUCAAAGUCUCCGACUCUGGAAAGCUACAGAAUCCAAAAUCACUCUGGAAGGAGUUUGAGACGCCCGAAAAGGCCAAUGGACUACUAAAACUACGCGCUUUACAUCGUUUUUCGUCGACUGCCGCUGCCGUAGAGGACCUCACGGCCGUCCAAGAGGGCAAGAUUCCAAAAGGCCUAAAGCAAUUCUUGACCCGCGAAGUCGUUGAAAAAGGAAAGGGAAAAGAAGUACUAGCUGUAGCAGAUACAAAGCUCGGCAAGGCUAUUUCGAAGAAACUUGGCAUUGAAAUUUACUCAAAGGCGACACAAGAGGAUCUAAUGGAUCUGUAUCGAGGCAUCCGAGAGCAGAUUACGUCUCUCCUCUCCGGACUCGACCAAAAAGACCUGACCACGAUGAGCUUGGGACUGAGUCAUUCUCUGUCUCGGUAUAAGCUCAAGUUUUCCCCCGACAAGGUCGACAUCAUGGUUGUCCAAGCCAUCUCGCUCCUUGACGAUUUGGACAAAGAGAUCAACAUUUACGCGAUGAGAGUAAAGGAAUGGUACGGAUGGCACUUCCCAGAAAUGGGCAAGAUUAUUGUCGACAACCUAGCGUAUGCCAACGUCGUGCGCACUAUGGGUGUUCGUACAAAUGCCGCCCGAGCCACUCUCGCAAACUAUUUACCAGAAGAUCUCGAGGCUGCUGUCAAAUUGGCCGCCGAGAUAUCGAUGGGUACAGAAAUCUCCGAGGCAGAUAUGGAUCACAUUCGUUCCCUAUGCGACCAAGUCAUCGCCAUCUCCGCAUACCGAGCACAGCUCGCAGAAUACCUCCGAAACAGAAUGAACGCCAUUGCACCCAAUCUCACCGCAUUAGUCGGAGACCUUGUGGGGGCGCGACUCAUCAGCCACGCUGGAAGUCUGAGGAAUCUGGCAAAGCACCCAGCCAGCACCGUACAAAUCCUUGGUGCGGAGAAGGCGCUCUUCCGAGCGCUGAAGACAAAGCACGACACUCCAAAAUACGGGUUGAUUUACCAUGCGUCAUUGAUAGGACAAGCACCUCAGAAGCUAAAGGGCAAGAUGGCUCGUAUGGUUGCAACCAAAGCAGCCUUGUCCAUCCGUGUCGAUGCCUUGUCAGACGCAGAUGCCAAAUCCGGAACCGACGCGGCGACAAUCGGUCUAGAAAGUCGCGCGAAGCUCGAGUCUCGCCUCCGCGCUCUCGAGUACCGAUCCGACUUGACAACAACAAAAGCUUUUGCAGGAGAACGACGCAAGGAGCAGCCAAAGUUUGAGAUGACUGGCGGAGCCAAGACAUAUAAUACCGCGGCGGACGCUGUCGGUUUCUUACCCACGCAGAGACAGGAUGCCGAAAAACUCGCUAUCAGCGCGGUCCUUGACGUCAAGGAGGAACGAAGAAAGGAGAAGGAAGCGAAGCGUGCUGCAAAAGAGGCCAAGCGCGCUGCAAAGGCGGCUACUGUUGAAGAGGAUAACAUGGCGGUGGACGAACAGGAGAAGCCUAAUGUUGAAGAAACUGAAGAGGAGCGCAAAGAGCGCAAGAGGCUAAAGAAGGAAAAGAAAGCUGCAGAAAAGGCUGCGGCCUUUGCCAACAAUAUUGGUACAUCUUCUGUCGUCAAUGGCGAGACAUCACCACCCAAAAAGGGCAAGAAGCGACCGGUCGAGGAUAUCGAGAUGGUGGACGCAGCAGAGGGCGAGAAGAGUAAAAAGAAGAAGCAACGAAAGGAGCCUAAUCAUUGA